Molecule: messenger RNA, 2181 nt
Organism: Talaromyces atroroseus
Lineage: Eukaryota; Fungi; Ascomycota; Eurotiomycetes; Eurotiales; Trichocomaceae
Exons: 3
Coding region: 1-2181 (726 amino acids)
Biological process (GO): regulation of DNA-templated transcription; DNA-templated transcription
Molecular function (GO): DNA-binding transcription factor activity, RNA polymerase II-specific; zinc ion binding; DNA binding
Source: RefSeq, a predicted model, not a curated record
AUGGCCAGAGUACAAAAGCGAGCAGCCGCCUCUUCUGAGAAGAAGGAUGUGGCCCAUCCCGUCCGGGAGUCCUCCCCGCAAAGCCGCAAGCUUGCGGCACGAUCUUGUCGAGGCUGCUAUCAGCGCAAGAUCCGUUGUGACCGUGCAGUACCUUGCACCAACUGUUCGAGAUAUGAUGUUAUCUGCGAGUAUCCGACAAAGGAGUCGGACAUGGCACGGAAAGGCCCUACUCUCCAAAGCAUCUCUAACCGGCUGGAACGACUCGAGGUUUUGCUAUCACGUCUUGCUGAGGGUGGCCAAGUGACUGCAGGUGCAGCAAGUGGUGGUAGUCGCGAUACUCAGACGCAGGUUCAGUUCCAUUCUGAUGCAAAUAUCAAUGAAAUUGAAGCCGCAAAUCAACAUUCAUCCAACCAAGACACAGGCGAGUCAACAUGGGAGUUGUUGUUGAAUGAGAAAGAGGUUGUCCGGUAUGGGAAUAAUUCGCUUCCAACACAAAAUGAAGAACAAGCCAGAAAUCUACAGUCAACUGGCUCUGGAACAGCCUCUUCGCAUUUCCAGAAGAGUGCAAAAGCUCACCACACACUCCCUGCACAGCCAAAUACUCCUCCUUCUUCUUCCAAUGUCGAUUCCGAUGUGCUGGAUUUGUACCCUGAUGCCCAACUAGCCCUUCGGCUAUGGAAUGUAUACGUCAAAUCGGUCGAUCCGGUCCUCAAAAUCUUGCAUAUACCAACUGUUCAGUCUACUGUUGUUGCGACCAUCUUGGACCCCAAAUCUGCACAAUCUUCCAUAUUGGCGUUGACAUAUGCAAUUUAUUUUGCCGCCGUCACGGUUCUCUGUUAUGAUGAAGAUGAACCCAUUGACCUGCCCUGCGAGAAAGCAUUGCUCUUGAAACGUUACAAGAAAUCCUUAGACCGGCUUCUCACUGCAACGGAACUUAUGGAUCGACCUGGAAUAAUCUCAUUACAGGCCCUCGCAAUAUAUGCUACCUGUUUACGUGUCCAUCAAGUUGGCCGAAGUGUAUGGGUUCUCAAUGGGCUGGCGAUCCGGCUCGCUCAAUCAAUUGGCCUGCACCGAGACGGUGCCUCCUUCCAACUGAGCCCCUUUGACGCGGAAAUGCGUCUUCGUCUCUGGUGGCAUUUAUGCGUGCUCGAUUCCCGUGCCCCGGAGGAUCAGGGGUUUCAACCUACCGUUGAUGUUAUGAACCGUGGACUACGGCUUCCUUUGAAUGUGAAUGACGAUCAAAUCUAUCCAGACAUGGCCCGCCUUCCCGUAGAGUCGCACGGUUGGACAGAAAUGUCUUUCUUUCUGAUUCAAACAGAGUCGUGCCGGCUUCUACAUCCGAUUCUGAGCAUUCACGAGCCACGUUCCGCCAAUUCUUUUCUUAGCAUCCGAGAAAAAAGAAGUCUAUUGGACGAGCAUGCUCAAUCUUUGGCAGCUAAAUAUGGUAUGUUACCCGGUGCUGCAACGCCCAUUGAUUUGUUACGCAUUGCAAUUCAACAUACUACCACUGCCCAUACAAAGAUGCAAUUCGUGCUGCAACUACGAGAGGAAGUCAACAUGCGAAAACCAAAAUACACUCAAGAUAAUGCCAGCUCUGACGUGCACAAGCAGUCAUUCAAGUUGGCCUGUGAUACGUUAGAAUGCAGUCUUGUGUUAUUAAAAGAGGGCAUUACUUCUAGAUUCAAAUGGUUCUUCGAAAUGUACACGCAAUGGUACGCUCUUGCCUACGUUCUGCGCUGUCUCUGUAGCAGUCCCUGUGGACCCGAGACAGAACGCGCCUGGACGUUGGUUGAAGAGCUCUUCCCUCAUGGAAUGAGUCUGGAUGAUGAUUAUGCGCACGGUAGUAUCUGGUCAUAUCUCAAUCUACUCCGAUCUCAAGCUUCAUCGUUGAGACAACAUGCCCAGCGGCCGUUGUCCAGAAGUAGUGAACAUUCUGCUUCCUCCCAGAAUCUUCUUCCAGUCACCAAAAUUCCGCCGUCAACCGACACGACAGAAAACGCAACAGCCGCAGCAGAAGCAGCAGCACAUGGCACAACCAGCUUCUCCGAACUGAACCAAGAACUUAUGACCGAUUCCAAUCAAACUUUUUUCUCAUCUUUAGAUUUGUCAAUGCUAGACUUCCCUUUUUUGCCGGAUUGGAACGCCAUUAUCAAUGGAUAUCUGAUCGAUGAUAUUACGUAA